This is a messenger RNA of Brachypodium distachyon (stiff brome), 1059 nucleotides long. RefSeq names its product monothiol glutaredoxin-S4, mitochondrial. The record is from RefSeq and is a predicted model, not a curated record. The transcript has 5 exons. NCBI's taxonomy places the organism in Eukaryota, Viridiplantae, Streptophyta, Magnoliopsida, Poales, Poaceae.
GGCGGGCCUAGAUCUCUCCAGAGUCCAGACUCGUGCCGACCGCGCCAGCUUCGCCGUAUCCGUAGGCCGUCGCUGCGGGGCAAAUCAUGGCGAGGCUGGUGUCGACUGCCCUCGUCAGGGGGGUCGCGAGGUCGUGCCGCGCGUCGACCACGGCGGCGGCUGUGUCACGACCCACUUUCCAACAGUUCAUGACCUACGCAUCACAAGUCGGUGCGGAUUCUAAUGCAAACAUGGCAUCAGGUACAACACGGGUAGCCGCUGAUCUGGAUACACAUCAAGAUUUCCAGCCUACAAGCAAAGGUUCUGACUUGUCUUUGCACGACAUCGUUGCUCAGGAUAUCAAGGAGAAUCCAGUCUUGAUAUGCAUGAAGGGUUAUCCUGAUGCUCCCAGGUGUGGGUUCAGUGCACUGGCAGUUAAGGUCCUCCAGCAAAUAUGGUAAGCUAUAUCUAGGUACAAGCUGUCAAUCAAUGGUCUCCAGAAUUCUUAAAUCGUAUAUUUGUCUAUUGUAGGUGUUCCUAUCAGUGCUAGAGAUAUUCUGAGUAGUAUGAAGCUCAAGGAGAGUGUGAAAGCUCACACUAACUGGCCUACCUUUCCACAAAUAUUUAUCAAAGGAGAGUUUGUUGGGGGAUCUGAUAUCAUAUUAAACAUGCACCAGAAAGGUGAGCUUAAGGAUCUACUUGGUGAUGUUGCACAAAAGGGCGAGUAAGACAGUGCCCAUGAAGCAAGCCACGGUAUAUUAGCAUUAGCAUGGAGAUGGAUGCUUUCUUCGAGUGACUUCCUCUCCGGUGUUCCCGCACAGCAUUUGUGGUCUCCUGUUCCCAGUAGUGAUGAACAAUUCCUCAAUUCCAAUAGCAUCCAAGUUUGUUCCGAUGAUCAAUAAAUGUCACUCUGCAUUACUCCCUCCGUCCCAUAAAUAUUGGCACGGUUUUAAACUAGAGCUAGUUCAAAACCACGCCAAUCUUUAUGGAACGGAGGGACUACCUUUUUUUUUACCUUGUGCUGUUUAUGACUCAUAUGGAUCUUGAGAUUCCAAUACAUCAGGUGCUUUGGGGAUUCCA